UUCAGUUGAUAACAGACAAUUGUGAACAGCGUACUUUACAUAUAAAAAAGGAAACAGUGAAUUUAAAAGUGAUUAAUUUUUUUGUGAUAUAAAAAAGUAGACUUUGGAAAAUAAUUUAAAAAGAAAAUAAGUGACGUCAUAUAAAUAAGAGUUUUUCUAUCUGUUCCGAAAAAACAGUUAAUAGAACAUAUACUUUAAAAACAAUAAAAAUGCAAAUCUUCGUGAAGACUUUAACUGGCAAGACCAUCACCCUUGAGGUCGAACCUUCGGAUACGAUUGAAAAUGUCAAGGCUAAAAUUCAAGAUAAGGAGGGUAUUCCCCCAGAUCAACAACGUCUAAUUUUUGCCGGUAAACAAUUGGAAGACGGACGCACUUUGUCCGAUUAUAAUAUUCAAAAAGAAUCUACUCUCCACUUGGUUCUACGUUUGCGUGGUGGCAUGCAAAUCUUUGUUAAGACAUUGACUGGCAAAACCAUCACUUUGGAAGUUGAGCCUUCUGAUACUAUUGAAAAUGUUAAAGCUAAAAUUCAAGACAAAGAAGGAAUCCCACCAGAUCAACAACGUUUGAUUUUUGCUGGCAAACAAUUGGAAGACGGGCGCACAUUGUCUGAUUAUAAUAUACAAAAAGAAUCUACAUUGCAUUUGGUAUUACGUUUGCGUGGUGGCAUGCAAAUUUUCGUUAAAACAUUAACGGGUAAAACAAUUACAUUGGAGGUUGAACCUUCGGAUACUAUAGAAAAUGUUAAAGCUAAAAUCCAAGACAAAGAAGGUAUUCCCCCAGAUCAACAGCGUUUGAUUUUCGCUGGUAAACAAUUGGAAGAUGGCCGCACUUUAUCCGAUUAUAACAUUCAAAAAGAAUCCACCCUUCACUUGGUAUUGCGUUUGCGUGGUGGUAUGCAAAUUUUCGUUAAAACUUUAACCGGCAAAACUAUUACCUUGGAAGUUGAACCUUCCGACACUAUUGAGAAUGUUAAGGCCAAGAUCCAAGAUAAGGAAGGUAUUCCCCCAGAUCAACAACGUUUGAUCUUCGCCGGUAAGCAGCUGGAAGAUGGACGCACCCUCUCCGAUUAUAAUAUCCAGAAGGAAUCCACCCUUCAUUUGGUAUUGCGUCUCCGUGGUGGUAUGCAAAUCUUCGUUAAAACCUUGACCGGCAAAACCAUCACUUUGGAAGUCGAACCUUCUGAUACCAUUGAAAACGUCAAGGCCAAGAUCCAGGAUAAGGAAGGUAUUCCCCCAGACCAACAACGUUUGAUCUUUGCUGGCAAGCAGUUGGAAGAUGGACGUACAUUGUCCGAUUACAACAUCCAAAAGGAAUCCACCCUUCACUUGGUAUUGCGUCUCCGUGGUGGUAUGCAGAUCUUCGUGAAAACGUUGACUGGUAAAACCAUCACUUUGGAAGUUGAGCCUUCUGAUACCAUUGAAAAUGUUAAAGCUAAAAUCCAAGAUAAGGAAGGUAUUCCCCCAGAUCAACAACGUUUGAUCUUCGCCGGCAAGCAGUUGGAAGAUGGUCGCACCCUUUCGGAUUACAACAUCCAGAAGGAAUCCACCCUCCAUUUAGUAUUGCGUUUGCGUGGUGGUAUGCAAAUCUUCGUUAAAACCUUGACCGGCAAAACCAUCACUUUGGAAGUAGAACCUUCCGAUACCAUCGAAAACGUCAAGGCCAAGAUCCAGGAUAAGGAAGGUAUUCCCCCAGACCAACAACGUUUGAUCUUCGCCGGCAAGCAGUUGGAAGAUGGACGCACCCUUUCGGAUUACAACAUCCAGAAGGAAUCUACUCUCCAUUUAGUAUUGCGUCUCCGCGGUGGUAUGCAAAUCUUCGUGAAAACCUUAACCGGAAAAACCAUCACCUUGGAAGUCGAACCAUCCGACACCAUCGAAAACGUCAAGGCUAAAAUCCAAGAUAAGGAAGGUAUUCCCCCAGACCAACAACGUUUGAUCUUUGCCGGUAAACAAUUGGAAGAUGGACGUACCCUUUCGGACUACAACAUCCAGAAGGAAUCCACCCUCCAUUUAGUAUUGCGUUUGCGUGGUGGUAUGCAGAUUUUUGUUAAAACCUUGACCGGCAAAACCAUCACUUUGGAAGUUGAACCUUCCGAUACCAUCGAAAACGUUAAGGCUAAGAUCCAAGAUAAGGAAGGUAUUCCUCCAGAUCAGCAACGUUUGAUCUUCGCCGGUAAACAACUGGAAGAUGGUCGUACCUUGUCUGACUACAACAUCCAAAAGGAAUCUACCCUUCACUUGGUAUUGCGUCUCCGUGGUGGUAUGCAAAUCUUCGUUAAAACCUUGACCGGCAAAACCAUCACCUUGGAAGUCGAACCUUCCGAUACCAUUGAAAACGUCAAGGCUAAGAUCCAGGAUAAGGAAGGUAUUCCCCCAGAUCAGCAACGUUUGAUCUUUGCCGGCAAGCAGUUGGAAGAUGGUCGCACUUUGUCUGACUACAACAUCCAGAAGGAAUCUACCCUUCACUUGGUAUUGCGUCUCCGUGGUGGUAUGCAAAUCUUCGUAAAAACUUUGACCGGAAAAACCAUCACUUUGGAAGUCGAACCUUCUGAUACCAUUGAAAACGUCAAGGCCAAGAUCCAGGAUAAGGAAGGUAUUCCUCCAGAUCAACAACGUUUGAUCUUCGCUGGUAAACAAUUGGAAGAUGGACGUACCCUGUCGGACUACAACAUCCAGAAGGAAUCUACCCUCCAUUUAGUAUUGCGUUUGCGUGGUGGUAUGCAGAUUUUUGUUAAAACCUUGACCGGUAAAACCAUCACCUUGGAAGUUGAACCUUCCGAUACCAUUGAGAACGUAAAGGCUAAAAUCCAGGAUAAGGAAGGUAUUCCCCCAGAUCAGCAACGUUUGAUCUUCGCCGGUAAACAACUGGAAGAUGGUCGUACCUUGUCUGACUACAACAUCCAAAAGGAGUCCACCCUCCAUUUGGUGCUACGUCUUCGUGGAGGCGCAUAUUAAUUCUAUUUUUAAAUUUAACAAUAAUAUGAAUUUCAAAAUUUUUUUUAUAGUAUUCCAAAUGUAUCUCGUUAAUUUAAAAUCUAUUUUGUAUUCAAUUUCUUAUUUUUUAAACUAAUUAGUUUUUUUAUUGAAUUGAAUUUUCCCGUUAUGUUAAAAAAUAAAAUAUUAACAAGAUAUGCAAUAAUUUAAACAAAGAUGUAUAAUUUUCUGUGGUUUUAUUUUGAUAGUUUUUGGCGGUGGUAUGGGGUAUAAAAACGGUAGCUUCUGAAAAGAAGAAUAUUAGGUUAAUGCUGGAGCCGAACAUUCUUGGGUAGUUCUAGGGAAAUUGGUUUCAUCGAAAACUCAGUAGGUCUCUUGAGUUAGGGAAACUUUGGUGGGAUAACUUUACGAUCGUUCUAGAGAAACACGUUACAGUUGAUAAGAUUAAUAGGAAUAAGGGCGGAAUCGCCGCAUUCUUUAUUAAAUAAGCUUUCGUAAUGAAAACAGUCGAAAGUGACAUCUCAAAAAGAUUUGUCUCAGAAUUUUAUUCAGGAAAUUGGAAAAGUCAAAACGGAAUCCAUCGAAAUAACACCUACGAAAUCGAUAAAUAGAUAAUUCAGUGGAUUCGUAAGCCCAUCCAAAAACGCCAACUAUAGCAACACCAAAUUUAAUAAAACUACUAAACACAGCUUUAGCUUUUUACACGAAAAAAAUGAGUAAAUAUCUCAAAAGUUCUCUCUUUCUCUUUUUAUAAUCCAGCUGAUGGCAUAUAAGGAGAACAAAAUAAACCCCCAACAACAACAACAAUUCAUCUGUAUUUAAUGAAUACUUAUUUUCCACUACUGUUAACAAAAAAAGAAUUGUAUUUUUUUCCAUCAGUCAUAGUCAUAUAUUUGGCACAAUUUUAUUUUUUACAUUCACUACGCAUUACUGAAGCAAAUAGAAACAAGAAAAAAAUGGUCGAAAUCACUUUAGAAACUGUAAAACAGCACAAUAAACCCACUGAUUUAUGGAUAAUAAUUGAAAAUAAAGUUUAUGAUUUAACCAAGUUUCGCAGUGAGCACCCUGGUGGUGAGGAAGCCUUAGAUGAGGUAGCUGGUCGUGAUGGCACUAAGGAUUUCAUUGAUGUGGGUCACAGCCAAGAAGCCAGGUAAAU
Lucilia cuprina (Australian sheep blowfly) is the source of this 4089-nucleotide messenger RNA. RefSeq names its product polyubiquitin-C. NCBI's taxonomy places the organism in Eukaryota, Metazoa, Arthropoda, Insecta, Diptera, Calliphoridae. The record is from RefSeq and is a predicted model, not a curated record. Gene Ontology annotation, cellular component: nucleus; cytoplasm. Gene Ontology annotation, biological process: protein ubiquitination; modification-dependent protein catabolic process. The transcript is spliced from 3 exons. Gene Ontology annotation, molecular function: ubiquitin protein ligase binding; protein tag activity. Bases 210 to 2954 code for a protein of 914 amino acids.